Molecule: messenger RNA, 1203 nt
Organism: Lathyrus oleraceus (garden pea)
Lineage: Eukaryota; Viridiplantae; Streptophyta; Magnoliopsida; Fabales; Fabaceae
Product: F-box protein PP2-B15
Exons: 3
Coding region: 129-1073 (314 amino acids)
Molecular function (GO): protein binding
Source: RefSeq, a predicted model, not a curated record
CUAAUUCUUCCAAUAGUAAGUAGUAACCCAAAGAUAAAUGAAUCAAUUUAGGCGACUUAAUUGACUAAACCUUACCCAAACGAACAAUUAAUGGGAAUCAAACAAGCCAACGAUAGCUGCCUUCAACAAUGACAACUGACAUAAAAUUUUCAUAUAUCAAGAAGCAAAACACCCAUUUCCAAUUUCAUUUUAUGAAUCCUAAAUUUCCUAACACCCUUACCUUAAACCACAUGGCAUCUUGCUCCAACAUAGAUACUUUGCCAGAGGAUUGUGUUUCAAAAAUUCUAUCCUACACAUCUCCAAAAGACGCAUGUACUUUCUCAAUGGUUUCCUCAACUCUUCAAUCACCUGCUAACUCUGACACACUCUGGAGAACCUUCUUGCCCUCUGAUUAUGAUCACAUCCUCUCAAGAACCCUCAAUCCCUUAACUCUCCAACCUUCUUCAUACAAACAUCUCUUCUACUCUCUCUCCCAACAACCACUUCUCCUAGACAAAGGCAACAUAAGUUUUAAAUUGGAUAAGUGUUCGGGUAAAAAAUCAUAUAUAUUAUCUGCUAGAGAAUUGUCGAUAACAUGGAGCAAUGAUCCAAUGUAUUGGAGCUGGAGACCAACGACUGAAUCAAGAUUUGGUGAGGUGGCAGAGUUAAGAACAGUAAGCUGGUUAGAAAUAAAAGGCAAAAUAAGGACCAAAAUUCUAACACCAAACACAUCAUACGCAGUUUAUCUCAUCACAAAGGUUUCACAUCGUGUGUACGGACUUGAUUCUGCUCCGGCUGAGCUAUCACUUUCAGUGGCCAACAAAGUGCAAAAUUCUAAGGCAUAUUUGUAUAAUAAAUUUGAGGAUAACAGAAGGAAAAUGGAACGAAAGGAAGAUAAUAGUUACGAGGGGAUUCAAGUUCCUUCGAAAAGAGAUGAUGGGUGGAUGGAAAUUGAAUUGGGAGAGUUUUUAUGUGAUGAUGAAAUUGAAGAUGAUGAAGAGGUUAACAUGAGUGUUAUGGAGGUUGGUUAUAGAUUGAAGGGUGGUCUCAUUGUUGAAGGAAUUGAAGUUAGACCAAAACAAAGCAGAGGGUAAAGGUUUUUUGUUUUACUACAAUAAUGACAUUCUUUUAUUGCCAAGUAAUUUUGUCUUUAAAAUAAAUAGGAAAAAGAGAUGGAUAAAUGUGUAAUUAAUUAUAAUACAUAGUGAAUUCUGUGCAAAAUUA